Messenger RNA from Aureobasidium melanogenum CBS 110374, 519 nucleotides. RefSeq names its product UPF0220-domain-containing protein. NCBI's taxonomy places the organism in Eukaryota, Fungi, Ascomycota, Dothideomycetes, Dothideales, Saccotheciaceae. Gene Ontology annotation, biological process: protein targeting to vacuole; late endosome to vacuole transport via multivesicular body sorting pathway. The record is from RefSeq and is a predicted model, not a curated record. The transcript is spliced from 3 exons. Bases 1 to 519 code for a protein of 172 amino acids. Gene Ontology annotation, cellular component: fungal-type vacuole membrane; Vps55/Vps68 complex.
AUGGCCAGCGAACGUGUAUUCCGUCUGCCCUUCCGCAAGCCGCAAUGGCUGAACAGCGCCACUACUCGUACCGCCGGCGUCUACUUUGCUGGAGCCUUGUUCGCUAUCGCCCUCUUCGUCUUUCUUGAUGCCGCCAUCUAUUCUAAAUCAGCCCUCAAUGGCUCCGACGUACAUGUGACCUUUGUCGACUGGAUCCCCGUCAUCUUCAGUGUCCUCGGCAUGCUCAUCGUCAACUCGAUUGACAAAUCCCGUCUCUCUGAGGAUAGCUACAGUGGUGGUGAUGGUGCCGCCUGGAAGGCUCGUGUUGUCUUGUUCAUGGGUUUCGCUGCAAUCGCUGGUGGUCUCGCUGGUGGUGUCACCGUCAUGGUCUUGAAGUACAUUGUUCCAGAAUACACCUUCCCUACCCUCUGGUUCGGUGUUGCCAACGUCAUCGCCAACAUUCUGGUAUCUCUCAGCUCUGUUGUCCUUUGGGUUUCGCAGAACAUGGAAGAUGACUACACCUACAACUUGCAGCUAUAG